Messenger RNA from Pyrus x bretschneideri (Chinese white pear), 1008 nucleotides. RefSeq lists its product as uncharacterized. The transcript has 3 exons. Lineage: Eukaryota; Viridiplantae; Streptophyta; Magnoliopsida; Rosales; Rosaceae. The record is from RefSeq and is a predicted model, not a curated record. Bases 1 to 1008 code for a protein of 335 amino acids.
AUGAGGAUUAUUGUCAUAUUGGCUUUGAAUGGUUUGUCUGUAGAGUAUAACACAUUCAAGUGUGUCAUUCGUGGUAGAGAUAAUGUAAUUUCUCUUAAAGAAUUUCAUGCUCAGUUGCUUGCGGAGGAAGCUAUCAUUGAGAGUAGUCAAGGUCUGUCAUUUUCUACUGCAAUGUUUGCAAAGAACCAAGAUUCCAAUUCAUGUGCUUCGUCUUCUGGAUCUCAGGGAGGUUUCCAUUCUGGGUUUCAGACUCCAAAUGGUUUUCAUGGUAAUUAUGGUCAGCCUUCCUUUUUUAAUGGAGAUUCUGGUGCAAGCAAUCACAUGACCAAUGAUCUCAACAAUUUGCCUCUGGCAUCUCCAUAUCCACACAAUGAGACUGUUCAAACUGUAAAUGGUGAAGAUUUGACUAACAAGUUUGACAUUAAGGAUCUUGGUUCCUUACACUUUUUCUUGGGCAUUCAAAUUUCUCACACUGAUCAGGGUUUAUUCUUAUCCCAAGAAAAGUACGUUGCUAAUUUGUUGAAGAAGACUAAAAUGAUGGAUGCCAAACCUGCAGCGACACCAUGUUUGCCUUAUAGUAGACUUCUUAAGGAUAAUGGUCAACCUUUCAAUAACCCUGCUCUUUAUAGAAGUGUUGUUGGCACUCUGCAAUACCUUAUUUUUACUCGACCUGAUAUUGCAUUCUCUGUGCAUCAGGUUAGUCAGUUUAUGCAAGUUCCAAUGGUAUCUCAUUUCACUACAGUUAAAUGUAUUUUGAGGUAUCUUAAAAGGUCUUUGUCACAAGAGAUUACUUAUAGCAAACAAGAGUUGUUCCUCAAAGCUUUUAGUGAUACUGACUGGGUUGGGGAUCCCAAUGAUCGGCAGUUUACCACAGGCUUAGUUGUCUUUCUCAGGAAUAAUCCAAUUUCUUGGUCCUCCAAGAAGCAGCAAACAACAUUUUGUUCAUCCACCGAAGUUAAGUAUAAAGCAUUGUCUUCAACAGCUGUAGAAUUGGAUUGGAUUCAGUAG